AUGCAUUUGCUGGAUGGCGAGAGCUCAAAGAAAAAGAAGGCUGUAAAUUGGACGCAGACUUGGCGAUCUUGUUGCUGGACUUUUAUAAUCGUUGGCAAACGUCAACACCGAGCAAAGCGCAAACAAGGCCACCGACUCUACCCGUCUCAAGCAUUACAGAGGAAUCUGAUCAGGAUAAAUGCGAAGCCAAUCAAGAUCUUGGUGUUGAACCUUUGCCUGAUGAGAGUGAAGUGGUGGCACUGGAAACAAGCAUGCACUCCAUGA
This is a messenger RNA of Knipowitschia caucasica, 264 nucleotides long. The record is from the annotation of a GenBank genome assembly. Lineage: Eukaryota; Metazoa; Chordata; Actinopteri; Gobiiformes; Gobiidae.